AAUCUUUGUUUGCACAAUAACUCUAGAAUGAUUUGACCUAGGACCAUCAAGCUUCAAUGUUAGGAUGCCUGCCCUUAACCAGUAGAUAACUCUAUUGAUUUGGAGUGAAAAAUUCAAACAUUACAGUUUUACAAAAAAUCUUCCCACAGUUCAAAGUUUUAAAUGUUUGGCUUCAUGAAAAUCAGGGAUGAUAAAAUUCCGGAUUAAUCCAGAACUCCGGAUUUAAGGCCUCACGGAUCGAUAUUGAGAUUAAUGUAAAUCUGUUGAGUUUUUUUCUAGGGGGGAGGGGUACAGGGAAGCGAUACGAGCUCAGUUUGAACAAUAUGGGUACGGAAAGGUGAGUUUUCCGGAAGUGAAAAGCCGGAAAUUAACGAACGUAUUUCCGUCUUGGCAAUCGAGCUAAAUGAUUGGUUAAGAUAGCAUCAGGUGAUUACGGAAAUUACCGAUGGGACUAGAAGACAGUAUUCGGAUAGUCGUAUCUGGAUAUGACAGACGACGAAGACGAAUAAACGGGUAUUGGAAAAUUGGAAAAAAACAACGACCACCACCAACUUCUAAAAACAUCGAUUCGUCGAUUUUAAGGGUAUGUUGAUGGUUACAAAAGUCAUGGAUGAACAGACACCUCAGCCAGUGCAUCCAGUUGUUGCUGUCAAUGACUGACAAUUCAAUCCAGAGGCCAUGAUACUUGGAUUUAUGGCUGAACAUGCUCCCUGGCACCACAGUAGUGUGUCUUACUUAAGACACUUGCCAAAGAUACAAAAGCUCUCAGCAAAUUAAAACGUCAUAUGAAGAAAGGUGUGGAACAGAUCCAAGCCUCGCUUCACAACAUCGAUGGAGUGCUGGAGAUCCAUGAUGCCAGAAUCCCUUUCUCAGGCAGAAACAAUCAGCUGCGAGAUGUCUUUCACGUCAGGCCCCAUGUUUUGGUUCUGAAUAAGAGUGACUUGGCUGAUCUGUCAAGGAAGAAGGAGAUUGAAGAGAAACUAUAUAGCCAGGGCAUAAACCAUGUCCAGUUUACUGCUAGUUUGGCAAAGGACAUAUUCAAAGUUAUAAGAAAGGAUAUAGUGCCGAUAUUGUUAAAAGAUAUUCAGUCACGUCCAAGGUUUAGGCCGGAUAUCCAUAACCAUUAUAACAUUAUGGUGAUUGGUGUUCCAAAUGUUGGCAAGUCAACCAUGCUGAAUAAGUUGCGUGAGUCUUAUACAAAGCAGGGGAAAGGUGCAGCAGUUGGGGCAUCACCAGGAGUAACUAGAUCUGUGAUGAACAAAGUGCGUGUUAAUUUUGAUCCAGACAUGUAUGUGGUGGACACUCCAGGAAUUCUCAGCCCAAAGAUUGGUAGCGUUGAUACCGGCAUGAGAUUGUGUCUUUGUGAUUCAAUCCCAAACAGACUGAUGGGAGAAGAUCAUAUUGUCGACUACAUGCUCUACUGGCUAAAUAAGCACCACAAUUUUAAAUAUGUGAAGUACUAUGAUUUGAAAGAGCCAUGUGAUGAUGUGAUGGAUUUUCUGGCUCAGAUUGCUAUUAAGAACCAGUUUGUGAUGAAAACUAAGGAACUUACACACUCCGGUGGCCUUCAGUAUCGACUGAAUUUUGUGAGAGCAGCUACAUUUGUAUUGAAAGACUUUCAGAGGGGCAAUUUGGGCAAGAUAAUGUUAGAUGAUGAUUAUUUAGAUUUUUGAAAAACGUUCAUUGAAUAUCAAAUUGCAUUUCCGUUAAAUUAUAUAUAUAUAUAUAUAUAUAUUUUUUUUCUUGUUUAUCAGUAAAUAUCAUGAAGUAUUUAAUAUCACAUUCAAGAUAUUUGUAUGAUAUGCCUUUGGUAAAAUUUGUAGAUAUUUAAAUUUAGUUUUUUUAGCUCUACUGGCCAAAGGCCAGAAGAGCUUAUGCGAUGGUAAUGUGUACGUAGUAUGUGCAUCCGUGCGGUCGUGAGUUCGUGCGUCUUGUAAACAAUUGCUUGUGAACACGAUACAGUCUUCAGUUUUGAUUGUAUCUCGAUGAAACUUGUACAGUAUCCAGAUGUCCAUUAGAGCUUGGUUCCUUUCGAAAACCAGCAAGAUUCGCCCAUGAAUGCCUAGAUUAUGGGCCAUGAAAGUUUUAAAGAAAUGCUUUCUAUUUUUAGCCAGGUCUGCAUGAGUGAAUUCUAUUUUUAGCCAAGUUUACAUGUAUAUGUAAAUUCAAGUCUAGAGUUAAGGGAGACAAUUUGCAAGUCUAGGAUUUUGAGAGACAAUUUGCUUUUUGCUUCUGCAGUUGAUUUUGUGAAUUACUCUGCCUUGAUCUUGUUGAAAGCCUAAAGGCCAUUUUUUAGCUUUAAGUUCUGUAGUUUGCGCAUUCAUCUUAACAAAAUUGGUUGUGAAUGUUUAAGUUAUGCACCUGGUGUCAUUACUGGCCACACCCAGGGUUCACAGGUUUGGUAAACAUAAAUCUGGAAAGGUUUGAAAAAAAUCUUUUUGUGUGUUCGUGCAUCCAUCUCAGCACAAUUGAUUGGGAAUGUUUGUUCAAAUGGAUCAAUGUUGUCCAAGGAUGCCCUUGACUUUGACCUUUUGACCAACUUUUUUUAACUUUUAAAACUACAGAAAUUUUUACUAUGAGUACAGUUUUGAAAGCAUUUUUUUUUGUCAGAUGACUUUUACUUGGCACAUAUUAAAAUAGUUCAUGCAACUAAUCUGCUUACAAUACUUUCUGGGCUCAGAUGUUGAACGUGCUACAAUUUCAGGUAACCCAAACACAAAACAUAAACUAUAUGUCUGUUGCCUUUUACCCAUGCAUACAUGCUCUUGAUUGAUAUGACCACAAAAGCCAUGCCAGUAGAGCAUAGGCCCUUUUGGGCCUCUUGUUUAAAUAGAAUUAUGCAAAAUGUGCACACAAAGUUUGAGGACAAGUCUUUCUUAAGUUAUUGAUGGAAACCCGUUUUCUGCUAAAGGUAACCCUGACCUUUGACACAGUAAUCCCUGCGUAUACCAUGCUUUAGAGCCAACAUUAUAAAUCCACACAUAUCAAUGUCACCCAGACAAUACAAUACAUACAUCUUCUGCUGCGGCUUUCGAUGUGUUUUGAAGAACAUUGGUUCCAAAUUUCAUGAACUCUGAUAUCUCUCACGACCCAGUUCCCUAUAAAAGGUCAUGAUAAAACUACAAGGUCACUAAUGGUAAAACUACAAGGUCACUCAUACUACAAGGUCACUCAUGGUUAAACUAUAAGGUCAAAUUAGGCAAUUGUGUGUAGAUUGGUUGACUUAGACUUGGACCUGUUUUAAAACUAGAUAUUGCCUAAACAGUCAUGUUUUAUAUGAUAUUUAAAUUUUAUUAGUUUAUUUUAUAAGCAUUGUUCAAAUUUUAGUGACAAAAAAUGGAAUAAAUACAAAAUUAGA
Messenger RNA from Mya arenaria, 3358 nucleotides. RefSeq names its product mitochondrial ribosome-associated GTPase 1-like. Bases 786 to 1673 code for a protein of 295 amino acids. Gene Ontology annotation, molecular function: GTPase activity; GTP binding. Gene Ontology annotation, cellular component: mitochondrion. NCBI's taxonomy places the organism in Eukaryota, Metazoa, Mollusca, Bivalvia, Myida, Myidae. The transcript has 3 exons. The record is from RefSeq and is a predicted model, not a curated record.